CGGUUAUUUCAUUACAAAAUAACCCGUUCUCAAGACGUUCACUGGAAGAGAAAAACAGGAUAAAGGAGCUUGGACCUGACCGACCUGAUUUACAUAUGCAGCAGCAGGCGAGUGAUCGGGGGCGAGCUUACACCCGGGUAUUCUCCCGCUCAUACUAUGCUAAGCGGAGCUGGCUAGCAGGCUGCUGUGUGAGUAACGCUUUUUAUUGUUUCCCGUGUUUGCUGUUUCAAACUCUUGGCACCGAUGCGUUGUGGACCACAGCAGGGGUUCGAGACCUCAAACACCUCUCUGAGAAAUGCAAACGGCACGAGAGCAGCCGAAGCCAUUUAGACAACUGUUUAAGGCUGACUUUUUUUGGACGGCACAGCAUAACUGAACAGCUCAAUGAAGGCUACAGGAUUAGCAUCAGGAGGCACAACAAAGAGGUGACCAAAAAUCGACAUAUUCUGUCUAGAAUAAUAGACUGUCUUAAAUUUUGUGGAGCCUUUGAGUUGGAUUUACGAGGCCACGAUGAGAGCGAGAGCUCAGACGACCCUGGGAUUUUCCGUGGCUUGGCGGACCUCGUUGCCUCUCUUGAUGGGGUGUUGAAAGAGCACCUGGAGAACGCCACAGUAUUCAACGAGACCUCAAAAACGGUGCAGAAUGAGCUGCUGGACUGUAUGCUGUCUGUUGUGAAGGAGGAAAUCAUCAAAGAAGUCCAGAGCAGUGAGUUUUUAUCCAUUCAGGCAGAUGAAACCAUGGAUAUGGCCACUCAAUCCCAACUUAUGCUUGUACUGCGCUACAUUGAUCCAAGAAACAACCUGCAGGAAAGAUUUUUUGAGUUCAUCCCCAUGCAGUCACCUACAGAAGAGUCCAUCUCCACAGCACUGAAAGAGCGUCUUGCCACCAUUCUUCCUGAUGAUCAGAAAAGUAAGCUCAUUUGUCAGGCAUAUGACAGAGCCAGCGUGAUGAGAGGUGCCACCGCAGCCAUUCAGAAGAAGAUACAAGACCUGUACCCCAACGCCCACUACAUCCAUUGUUACGCACAUCAGCUCAACCUGAUCAUGCCACAAGCCACCUCUCACAUAUCCAAAGUUAGGAUCUUCUUUUCUGACCUUUCUGGCUUUGCCAGCUUUUUUUCAAGAUCCCCCAAGCGAACGGGGGUGCUUGAUAAAACUGUAGCCCAUAAGUUGCCAACAUCAAGCCCUGUCAAGUGGAACUUUCACAGCUGUGCCAUCAACACAGUGUUUGAGCACAGGGAGGACCUCAUUCGCUGUUUUGAGACCAUACGGGACUCCGGUGACUUUGACCCCAGAACUGUCAGAGAAGCAGGAGCCUUCGCCAUGCUACUGGAGGAUCCGGACUUCAAGUUCUUCCUGCAACUUUUUCAUCGCAUCAUGCCACACGUGGACCUCCUUUAUGCCAAUCUUCAAAAUAAAACUAUUGAUGCGGUCCAUGUCAACAGCUGUAUCCAGCAGUUUCAACAGGACAUCCUACUGAUCAGAAAUUCUCUCCAUUCGAUGGUUGAGCUAAGCAGUGAGGAGAGCAGCAGCUGCCGUCCAACAAAGAGACAUCGGGUGAGGAGUCCAGAAAACCAUCAGAGGAUCGCAGAAGAGGUCUGCGACACCAUAUUAGCACACACGAGGGAACAAUUCUCCCUCACGAACCAUCUCAUCAGUGUCACUUUGCUGCAGGGAGACAGGUUCACACAGUACCACACCAUGUUUCCGGAAGAUGCCUUCAGCAGCACCUUGAAGGCCUACCCGAUGCUCAACGGAAGCAAGCUGAAGACAGAGCUCAGUCUCAUCUACAGCAAGGAGGAGUUCAAGGCCUGCUGUGGUGUUGUGGAUCUCUUUGAAUUGUUCAUGGAAAACAAUCUUGGAGAGGUCUUUUCAGAGACUGUUACACUCCUAAAGAUCCUCAUCACUACACCUAUGACCACCACAGAAGUUGAGAGGUGUUUCUCCACCAUGAAAAUAAUCAGAACGUUUCUCAGAAACACCAUGAGCCAGGACAGGCUGAAUGCACUGGCCAUGCUGUCAAUGGAAAAGGAACUGGUGAUGGAGAUGAUGGACUUUAAUCAGAGAGUCAUUGAGAAAUUUGCAGUCCAGAAAGAAAGGAGGGCAAAAUUUUUGUUCAAAUAGUGGCUCUGAAUGGUGUUGAGCAAUAAAGUAGGCUAUAUUGUGAUUUUGAUCUAUCUUUAGUUUGUUCUUUUGUCGCUCACAUAUGAAGUGCUUUUUUAUUUUGUUUUCUCCAAAGGUGCACCCCCUUAAAAUUUUUAGCACCAGCCAUCAAGGUAUACAUUUGUGACUUGGUUUGUAUUAAGGCCUCAUUAAAAAAAACAGCCCACAUGCCGGAAUCGGCCUGCAUCAAUUAAUUUAUUUAUUUUGGCGUAUUGCAUUGACUGCGGUACAGCUGGUGCAAGAACUGGCAUGUCCGCUAGGGGGCGGGUGUGCUUUGCCUGAAGACGUUCAAAGUUUACUGACCAGGGCCCUGUAUUUACCACUUGACAAUGGCGGUAGCUUGGGCGCUGUAAGUACAACGGUUGCAAGGUGAGUUUUUCCUCGGGGAAUUGUAGCGCUGUGCUGACACAUUCUAUUCCAUGUGCCUUCUGGCAAACUAGCUGAAAUUUCAGAUAGUCUUUUGAAGAAAAUCCUCUCUUGCUGUAUCAGAAAGCUUAAAAAUUCAACAUUUUUUUCUGAUGUCGGAUGAUAAAGUUUUUUUUAAUGGGGCCUAAUUGAUCUGGGGCCUGUUUCAGGAAGGGGGGGGGCAACAAUCGCUUGCACUCUCUAGGUUGUGGUGGAUGUUCUGAACAGGAUCAAAACAAUUUCACCUACAGUCACCCUUUACACGCCACAAACGCACAGUCUGUGAAAGGCUGAAAAGCAUCGGGUUCAGAAACUAAAUCCAUAAUACAACAGGGUGUAGCAGACAGUUAACACCACUGAAUGCUGUGCACAUGCAGUACACACGCAGAGGUCACUCGCUGGCGAGUGGUGACUAUAGCUCGGCAAUGGUUGCCACUAACAUGCCACCCACAUGCCUUCUGUGUGAGUGGUGCCAAAAUCAUGCAACCAUAACCUCAGUCACUGAAACAGCAGCUCAAGUACCUUUUUAUAAUCUUAUGACCCCCUCAACCUCUCUUUUGACAUCCGUUAGCUCUGAAUAAAUUAAUUGUAAUUUGUUUUCUUUAAAAAUAUUUUUAGAUUGCUGGUGCUUGCAGGUACAGAUCUCGUGUCUGUGUCAAGGCACCCUCUGACCUCUGUAUCCCACUUUUCUCAUU
Messenger RNA from Thalassophryne amazonica, 3262 nucleotides. Its product is annotated as zinc finger MYM-type protein 1-like. Gene Ontology annotation, molecular function: protein dimerization activity. The transcript has 3 exons. The coding region runs from base 96 to 2123 and encodes 675 amino acids. Lineage: Eukaryota; Metazoa; Chordata; Actinopteri; Batrachoidiformes; Batrachoididae. The record is from RefSeq and is a predicted model, not a curated record.